Spinacia oleracea (spinach) is the source of this 969-nucleotide messenger RNA. RefSeq names its product F-box protein At3g62430-like. Lineage: Eukaryota; Viridiplantae; Streptophyta; Magnoliopsida; Caryophyllales; Amaranthaceae. The record is from RefSeq and is a predicted model, not a curated record. The coding region runs from base 1 to 969 and encodes 322 amino acids. The transcript is spliced from 4 exons.
AUGAAAGAGUUCCAUCUUACUUUUCUCGACUUCCCAAAAGAUAACUCUGUGACUAGGCUAAUUUCAAGGUGCCCAUCUCUUGAAUACCUGGCUCUGACUGCUGUGAAUUGGAAACUUGUGAAUCCCGUUAAUAUUUGUUCGCCUUCUCUUCGUAGAUUGGCUAUAAAUAUUACUGAUAAUUGGUUCAAAAAACCAAGGAGCAAGGUUGUACUUAAUGUUCCUAAUUUGGAGUAUCUAAACUAUGUGGAUGUUUGGUCAUUGAGCUAUUCCAUUGGAGAUCUGAAUUCUCUAGUUGAAGCUGAGGUUGAUAUUGCAGCUAGGGGUAGUUUUGAGACUGUACUUAACCUUAUUAGCUCGUUGUCUAAUGUCCGGCGUUUGCAUCUAAUGGGAAUGUGCGUACAGGUUUUAAAUCAAUGUGAGAUACUGAAGCAUAAGUUGCCCGUCUUUCGUAAUCUGAAUCAUUUGCAGCUUGGCUGUUGGAACUAUUUCAAAUGGAAUAAAAUAUUGAUGGAGCUGCUAACUUGUGCACCUUUUCUAGAAACACUUACUUUUACAGAGUUGAUACAUUUUGACUUGGACACUAUUGAUAUACAGAUUAACUAUCCUGAUCUUAACAUCCUGUUUGAUGCUAGCCACCACCUUCUACACAGAUGGAACCUACAAAAGCUAUACAACCUCAUUUCUAUCUCUCCAAACAUUAUAAACCAAUGCAGCAUUAGCAGCGUAACUCACUGCCUUCCUGAAUUGGCCCUUGCUAUGUCUCCUAGUCCACUGCAUCAAAGAAGCUACAUUGGACCUGUAGUUGUUGAUACCAAGCCAACUGAAGAUGGUUGUUUUACACUGAUUGCUGAACUCAUACCCAAAGAAAAGGUGGGAAACUGUUUAACUGGUAGAGUCACAAUGAUCAUCGGUACCUACCCCAAACUGGUGAAGUCAACCUCUGGUUUCGAGACAAACAAGGAAAGCUAA